Messenger RNA from Oncorhynchus kisutch (coho salmon), 2528 nucleotides. Its product is annotated as acidic leucine-rich nuclear phosphoprotein 32 family member B-like. Gene Ontology annotation, molecular function: histone binding. Lineage: Eukaryota; Metazoa; Chordata; Actinopteri; Salmoniformes; Salmonidae. The transcript is spliced from 6 exons. The annotation marks the transcript as partial. Gene Ontology annotation, biological process: regulation of apoptotic process. Gene Ontology annotation, cellular component: nucleus. The record is from RefSeq and is a predicted model, not a curated record.
GUACGAGAACUUGUCCUGGACAACUGCAGAUCAAAUGAAGGGAAAAUCAAAGGACUCUCAGAAGAAUUUGUCAAUCUGGAAUUCCUCAGUUUGAUAAACGUUGGCCUAAUCUCAGUCUCCAAACUUCCCAAACUUGGGAAACUGAAAAAGUUGGAACUCAGUGACAACAGAAUCUCUGAUGGCCUUGACGUGUUAGCUGAGAAACUCCCCAACCUCACACAUCUAAAUCUAAGCGGGAACCAACUGAAAGACAUCAGGACAUUGGAACCUUUGAAAAAGCUGGAUGGCCUGAAGUCUCUAGACUUGUUCAACUGUGAGGUGACCAACCUGAACGACUACAGGGAGAGUGUGUUCAAGCUGCUCCCUCAGCUCACCUACCUGGACGGGUACGACGUGGAGGACCGAGAGGCAUCCGACUCGGACGGAGAGGUGGACGAUGACGACGAUGAGGGAGAGGAUGAGGACAUAGAGGAGGAAGACUUUGACGAGGAGGAUGAUGACUAUGAAGAGGAGAGAGUAGUAGUAGUAGGAGAGGAUGAUGAGAUCAGCGGAGAUAAGGAGGAGGAAGAUCUCGGCAUUGAUGAUGAAGUUGACGAAGAUGAAAUCAAGGCUGUCCAAGGAGAGAAGAGAAAGCAAGAGCCUGACAAAGAUGAUUAUGAGCAGAAAACGACAGCCUAUCAAGUUACCAACCCCUUCCCUCUCCACCCUGACACCCACCCUACCUACGCCACGACUCUCUCCCAGCUUUGAGCCCGUCUAGGGUAGAGGUCGACCGAUUAAUCGGUAUGGCCGAUUUUUCAAGUUUUCUCAAAAAUGGGUAUUUUUGGGCGCCGAUUUUAUAGAUUUUUUUUUUUUCAAAUAUCUUUUUUUAUAAAUUUUUAUUUUAUAAAUUUUAUACCUUUUUUUUUAUUUAACUAGGCAAGUCAGUUAAGAACACAUUCUUAUUUUCAAUGACGACCUAGGAACGGUGGGUUAACUGCCUUGUUCAGGGGCAGAACGACAGAUUUUUACCUUGUCAGGUCAGGGGAUCCAAUCUUGCAACCUUACAGUUAACUAGUCCAACGCAAUAACGACCUGCCUCUCUCUAGUUGCACUCCACAAAGAGACUGCCUGUUACGCUAAUGCAGUAAGCCAAGGUAAGUUGCUAGCUAGCAUUAAACUUAUCUUGUAAAAACAAUCAAUCAUAAUCACUAGUUAACUACACAUGGUUGAUGAUAUUACUAGAUAUUAUCUAGUGUGUCCUGCGUUGCAUAUAAUCUGACUGAGCAUACAAGUAUCUAAGUAUCUGACUGAGCGGUGGUAGGCAGAAGCAGGCGUGUAAACAUUCAUUCAAACAGCACUUUCUGGCAUUUUGCCAGCAGCUCUUUGUUUUGGGGCAAGCAUUGCGCUGUUUAUGACUUCAAGCCUAUCAACUCCCGAGAUGAGGCUGGUGUAACCGAAGUGAAAUGGCUAGCUAGUUAGUGCGCACUAAUAGCAUUUCAAACAUCACUUGCUCUGAGCCUUCUAGUAGUUGUUCCCCUUGCUCUGCAUGGGUAACGCUGCUUCGAUGGUGGCUGUUGUCGUUGUGUUGCUGGUUCGAGCCCAGGGAGGAACGAGGAGAGGGUCGGAAGCUUUACUGUUACACAGGCAAUACUAAAGUGCCUAUAAGAACAUCCAAUAGUCAAAGGUUAAUGAAAUACAAAUGGUAUAGAGGGAAAUAGUCCUAUAAUUCCUAUAAUAACUACAACCUAAAACUUCUUACCUGGGAAUAUUGAAGAUUCAUGUUAAAAGGAACCACUAGCUUUCAUAUGUUCUCAUGUUCUGAACAAGGAACUGAAACUUUAGCCUUCUUACAUGGCACAUAUUGCACUUUUACUUUCUUCUCCAACACUUUGAUUUUGCAUUAUUUAAACCAAAUUGAACAUGUUUCAUUAUUUACUUGAGGCUAAAUAGAUUUGAUUGAUGUAUUAUAUUAAGUUAAAAUAAGUGUUCAUUCAGUAUUGUUGUAAUUGUCAUUAUUACAAAUAAAUAGAAAAUCGUCCGAUUUUUUUAUCGAUAUCGGUUUUUUCGGUCCUCCAAUAAUCUGUAUCUGCGUUGAAAAAUCCUAAUCGGUCGACCUCUAGUCUAGGGCAAGGCUGUACCAGACGGUUGGUCAGAGUGGAGCUGCCUCCGCCCCAUGGAAUCCAGAGACAUUCCCAAGGUUCUCAAGCAGCGCACUACUCCGCAUUCCACAAUUUCACUGUCAACUCCCCCUUUAUGUAUACCUGUGUGAGGACUUCAGGAUUGGUAUUUCAUUUUGGGUCUGCGCUUUUAAUAUUUUUGUUGGAUGAAUUAUGAAUACAUUGUUAGGUUUAUUUCUUACCCCUUUGUCUGCAUUCUUUAUUUUUUCCCCCCCCCCAAAAUAAAAUUGCUAUAGCAACUGUGCGACAAGCGAGCUGUGAUUUUGUGUGGCCGCCUGUUGCACAAAUCAAGGUUAUAGCAAAAAAAAAUUGUUUACUCUCUGUAUGACUAAGCUUUGUAAAUAAAAUGUUUGCGUUUUGCGCUAGUGA